AUGAUUAGCCCUUCUACUAAUACAGGUACUCCUGCAGCUGCUUAAUGCGCGCCAUGUCCUAGUGGUAGUGCUAAUGCCUCUGGAGCUUCAACUCCAGGAGAUCCAUCUUAGUGCAAUAUAUGUUAAAUAAAUUUUUAUAUGACUGCGGCUUCUUCAGCUGGUACAUCUGCAAAAUGUUUAUAAUGCCCAAUAGGUACUGGAACUCCUACUGGAGCCACAAGUAUUGGAAAUAUUUCUUACUGCAGUAUCUGUUUAGCUAAUUACUAUAUGAAUUAAGCCUCUGUCUCUGGAACUUCAGCUGCUCAAUGUAUUAUUUGUCCCAAUAAUAGUGGAAAUACUGGAGCUAAUAUUCCUGGCAAUCUUUCUUAAUGUAAUACUUGUUUAAUUAACUAUUAUAUGACUUUAGCUUCUGUUUCUGGAGCUACUCCUUCAGCUGCUUAAUGUGCAUAAUGCCCUUAAGGCACUGGAAAUACAUCUGGACCUACAACAUAAGGAGAUAUUUCUUAAUGUAAUUCAUGCUAAGCGAAUUAUUUUAUGACUUAAAUCGCUGCUACUGGAACUACUCCAUAACAAGCUUAAUGUUCACCAUGCUAAGGUGGUAGUGGAAAUACCGUUGGGCCUACAACCGUAGGAGAUGUAUCUUAAUGCAAUACUUGUUAAGCAAAUUAUUAUAUGACUUAAAUGUCUGUAUCUGUUGUAUCUGGAGGUUCAGGGACUCCUCAAUCUGCAUAAUGCUCCCCAUGUCUAGGUGGUAGUGGAAAUACCGUUGGGCCUACAACUGUAGGAGAUGUUUCUUAAUGUAAUACUUGCUAAGCAAAUUAUUAUAUGACUUAAAUGUCUGUAUCUGUUGUAUCUGGAGGUUCAGGUUCUCCUAAAUCUGCUUAAUGCUCCCCAUGUCUAGGUGGUAGUGGAAAUACUCUCGGGGUUACUACCUAAGGCAAUGUUUCUUAAUGCAAUACUUGCUAAGCAAAUUAUUAUAUGACCAGCCCUUCUACUGCUACACCUACUCCUGUUGCAGCUGUAUGUUCAUAAUGCCAAAAUGGUAGUGGGAAUACUUCUGGAGUUACCUCACCAGGUGACCAAUCUUAGUGCAAUACAUGUUAACCAAAUUAUUAUAUGACCUCAGCAUCUGUAGGAACUUCAGCUGCUAUAUGCUCUUAGUGCCCUAAUGGUACUGGCAAUAUUUCUGGCUCUACUACUCCUGGAAACGCAAAUUAAUGUACAACUUGUUAAAUAAACUAUUUUAUGUUAUCAGCUGCUGUUCCUGGAGUUUCCCCUCCUUAAUGUAUAUAAUGCCCAAAUGGAAGUGGAAAUACGAUCGGGCCAACUAUUUAAGGAGAUCUCUCUCAAUGUAAUAUCUGUUAAGCAAAUUAUUAUAUGACUGCAGUUGUAGUUACUGGACCUUCUCCCUAAUCUUCUUAAUGUUAGAAGUGUCCGAAUGGUAGUGGAAAUACUUCUGGAGCAAUUAAUAUAGGCUUAAAUUACUGCAAUACUUGUUAACCAAAUUAUUAUAUGACAGCUGCUUCAACUUCUAGCUCCUCUGCUUAAUGCACAGCUUGCCCUUAUGGUACUACAAAUAUUAUCGGUGCCUCAACUCCAGGAGAUGCUUCAAGUUGUUCAAGCUGUUCUGUUAAUUUUUAUAUGUAAUAAAGCUCCACUCCUCCUUCUGCUAGUUCACCUGGAGUACCAGCUUAAUGCAGUUAAUGUCCUUCUGGUUCAGGAAAUUCUAGUGGGCCUACUAUAGUAGGUGAUUAAUCUUAAUGUAAUAUUUGUUAGCAAGCAUUCUAUAUGACUGCUGCUGCUGUUCCCGCCAAUAAAUCCCCUGCAAAAUGUUCUCCUUGUCCUACUGGGGUUUCUGUCUCUGGCCUUCCUACAACUUCUACAAUCUAAACUAUUACUUCCUGCAAUUAAUGUUUAAUAAAUUAUUAUUUAACUGCAGCAAAUACAUCAUCUGCAGCUGCAUAAUGCAUAGUUUGCCCAACAGGUAGUGGAACUUUAUCUCCUAAUUCAACAGUAGGAGAUAUAUCUUAAUGCAAUAUAUGUAUUGCAAAUUAUUAUAUGACUUCUCCUGCAAUGCUAGCAACUUCUUCAGGCUCUUCAGCUUCAGCUGCAUAAUGCAGUGCUUGCCCCUCUUAUUCCUCUGUUAACUCUUCAUAUUUAGUCGGUUAAAUAUCCUAAUGUGUUUGCUACGAUCCUAAUGCAAAUCCAAUAUCAACAACUUAAAAUUUUUGUGCUUGUAAAAAUGGUUUCUCAGGUUUAGUUGCUUCAUAUUAAGGAGCUCCUACAGGAUGCAAACAAUGUCCUGCAGGUAAUUUUUCUUAUUAAGGAUCCCCUUGUUAGCCUUGUGCUUCAGGCUCAGUUUUAAGCGCUGAUCAAGGAGGCUGCACUUGUUAUGACUCAAGUACAGGAACUUCUAAAUGGGAUCCUACUACUAAUAUUUGUUAAUGUCAAGCCAACUACUAUGGAGAUCCAUCUAAAGCUACAGCUGGAACAACAGGUUCUUGUUAACCUUGUCCAUCAGGUACAGUAUCUAAAGCAGGAGCUGCUAAAACAGCUAACGACUGUCUUCAAUAAUUGUCAGUAACCACUACAAAGUAAAAUUAAUUAGGUUUUUAAGUAUUAAUCUUAAUUACUUUCUUUAUUUUCAUUUGA
Messenger RNA from Tetrahymena thermophila SB210, 2652 nucleotides. Its product is annotated as GCC2 and GCC3 family protein. The transcript has a single exon. The record is from RefSeq and is a predicted model, not a curated record. Lineage: Eukaryota; Ciliophora; Oligohymenophorea; Hymenostomatida; Tetrahymenidae.